Molecule: messenger RNA, 1621 nt
Organism: Humulus lupulus (European hop)
Lineage: Eukaryota; Viridiplantae; Streptophyta; Magnoliopsida; Rosales; Cannabaceae
Product: metal tolerance protein 10-like
Exons: 6
Coding region: 122-1330 (402 amino acids)
Biological process (GO): monoatomic cation transport; transmembrane transport
Cellular component (GO): membrane
Molecular function (GO): monoatomic cation transmembrane transporter activity
Source: RefSeq, a predicted model, not a curated record
UCAACAUGUUCAGUUCGAAAAGUUGAAAUCUCAUCAUUCUAAUAUUUUGCUACUGAAUCAAUUUUCACAAACUGUGGAAAUUAUUAUUAUUAUUGUUAGAUACAUAACAUAAUUAAUCAAAAUGACAGGCAACGGUGGUGUUCGAACAGAUUCAUUGGACUACAGGACAGAGCUUCUGUCACCGGCGGCAGCGGCGGAGAACGUCAGAGUGCCAAGUGAACCGUCGUGGCGGCUCAACAUGGAUGAGUACAAGCUGCCGGAGAGGCAUGCUACCUCUCAGUUUGGCCUAGGCCAUUUCAUUAACUCAUUGAGGAGGCAAAGAAAAAUUGCAGAAUAUUACAAGAGGCAGGUUAAACUUCUUGAGGGAUUCGAUGAAGUAGAUUCAUUUACUGAGUUAGGAACCUUGCCCGGAGCUUUAACUGAGGACGAAAUGAAGGAUCUUGCGAGAAACGAGAGGAUGGCAAUCUAUGCAUCGAACGUGGCUAAUUUGGUGCUGUUCUUGGCCAAAUUGUAUGCGUCUGUUGAGAGUAAAUCAUUGGCAGUGAUAGCUUCAACUCUAGACUCACUCUUAGACCUCUUAUCUGGCUUUAUUCUUUGGUUCACUUCUUAUUCCAUGAGAAAACCAAAUGAGUUUUAUUACCCUAUUGGCAAGAGUCGUAUGCAACCUGUGGGAAUUGUUGUUUUUGCAUCAGUAAUGACCACUCUUGGGUUACAAAUAUUGUUUGAAUCAGGUCGAGAACUUCUAACCAAGACUCAACCUGAAAGAGACCCAGUGAAAGAAAAAUGGGUGAUAGCGAUAAUGGUAUCGGUGACAGUGGUGAAAUUUGUGCUAAUGGUUUAUUGUCGAAGAUUCAGUAACGAAAUAGUUAGAGCAUAUGCUCAAGAUCAUUUCUUUGAUGUUAUCACCAACUCAAUUGGCCUUGCCGCUGCCGUUUUAGCUAUCAAAUUCUAUUGGUGGAUCGAUCCCCUUGGUGCCAUUCUUAUCGCGUUGUACACGAUGGGUAAUUGGUCAAAUACAGUGAUGGAGAACGUUUGGUCGCUAAUCGGAAGGACAGCGCCGCCAGAGUAUUUAGCGAAGCUUACAUACCUAAUAUGGAAUCAUCAUGAAGAUAUUAAGCACAUUGACACUGUGAAAGCAUAUAAAUUUGGAAUCCAAUAUUUUGCUGAGGUUGAUAUAGUGUUACCUGGAGAAAUGUCUCUUAGCAAUGCACAUACCAUUGGAGAGACCCUUCAAGAUAAGAUUGAAAAACUGCCUGAGGUCGAGAGAGCCUUUGUUCAUGUAGACUUUGAUACCACUCACAAGCCAGAGCACAAGUCAAAAGUUCCAUGAUGAUAUUUUUUAUUACAUAUAUAUUUUGAGAAAGCUAACCAUAAUAUAUCAUUAUUAUUACUAUUAUUAUUAUGUGGUCAUUAUUAUAUAAAACAAUUAGUUGGUUAGUGUGCUUUAAAUAAUUUUUUGUGCUUUUUGUUUUUUCCUUUUUCCAAAAAGGCUGAGUUUUGGAUCGCCUAGUGAGAAUUAUCAAAUUUUAACUAUGGAUAUUUUACCAAUUACUUGACAAAUAUGAUGUAUGGUUUUGUUUCAAGAGUAUGAAUGUAGUACAUGUUAAAUGAACUUUUGUUA